CGUCAUAUUUGCAGACGCAAGAAAAAAAAAACAUGGCGUCGACGAAGUUGUAUGUGGUGAUAAUUUUCAGUUUAUUCAUAAAACAUUCAUUUCCUGUAAGCAGACUGGACGAAAGGUAUUCACAGAAACGAAUAAAAAGGUCACAGAGCACUGGACCAACGCAUAUCACUGAAAAAUAUAAAAAUGCUGCUAGUCGCGAACUUUUAGAAACACAUCAUUCUUUUGAUCGCAAACCAAUGUCUCGCUUGACGAUGUCUUGCAAAAGCAAGGCAUACAAGAUGAUCAUGUCAGACUAUCCUUUUGCAGAGGUACGUUGGAAACACAAUGGGGAGAAUUUUGCUCUUCAGCCGUCAAGGAUGGUCACAGGUUUGAAUUCGGUGACUAUACAGAAUCUUAUGCCCGAAGACAGCGGUGUGUACCACUGUGUGUUGACAUUGAGCAAAAAAGUUCACAUUAUUGUUGCAGUAUUUUCUGUUGUUGUUGGAAAUGAAACUAAACAUGUUACAAAAGGCGACACUGUGAAAUUAGAAUGUCAUGGAAAUGAACUCGGCAAAAUAUUUAAGCAGUCGACUAGAAUGUGGACAGAUCCCAAGAGAAGAGAGCAGUUCCGGAAAUCAGCUAUUGAUAAAACCCAGGAUGUAAUCAAAUCAGCAGACGAGAAAAGUGCAGGACUAUGGUUGUGCCAGGUAGAGGACAGAAGCACUAACCGGGCAUGGAAAACAGCUAGAAUUGAAAUAACAGUUGGACCAGCACCAACGGGAUGGAAGAAAUUAGUAAAAUAUUCAAAGACACACAAAGUUGAAACAGUGGCCAUUAUGUUUGCUGCAACAUUUGUGUUAGUCUUGAUUAUGAACUGUUUGACUAAAAUAGUGGAAUGGAAACAGAAAAAGUUUAAAUCUGAACUGGAUGAAAUUCAAAAAGUUCUUGGGAUAACUGAAGAAAAUUUGGGUGCUGAUAAUAUUCCAUUGUUACUACGUGAAGCAGACGACAAUAUAACCGGAAAUGGUAGUUCAGAUGAAGAGAGUUGUAAAAGCUGAUAUGGGUCGUGUAUGAUCUGCAUUCGUUUGCGUAAGUUGUCAAGGCAAAGGGGACCAUCAUGAAGAAGGAAAAUAAUAUGUAAUGACUAAAGUUUAUGUGGUAGGCUACUUUAAUGAAUACAAAAUUUACAUUGCUAUCAUAUUUUCUGUAAAUACUCUUCUUCCCAACUGCUACCUUGCACAUAAAAAAUAAAUUUUACAUUCGUAUUGGUCGUAGAUAAUUUGUUGUCCUGUUAAUUUCAAUGAUGUUUUUCAUUGAAUAUUUUGGAAUAUUAUAGUGAAACAUACUGGUAUUUUAUGUAAAAGAUAUUAAAAAUAUAUUUCAAUGUUAAGAAGUUAUAAAAUGUGUGAAAUUUAGUUAAAACUGGAUUGGUUAAAUAAAAUAUGUUUAUCAAA
Molecule: messenger RNA, 1433 nt
Organism: Mercenaria mercenaria
Lineage: Eukaryota; Metazoa; Mollusca; Bivalvia; Venerida; Veneridae
Exons: 1
Coding region: 33-1037 (334 amino acids)
Source: RefSeq, a predicted model, not a curated record